AUGCCUCCUCCCUCCAAUCCAAAACCCAAGCCAGAAUCAAACACCCUCCCCACACACAUUCCCGCCUCCCACACAACAAACACACCACCCGAAUCCUUCCCCCCUCCAGAAAACCACGGCGACAUCACCUGGCACACCCUGAUCUCCGCCCCGCAGACUCAGACCUCCGAUCUCAGCGCCGGAAUCGCCGUCUGCCCGCCUCGGACAGGUCAUCUCUGUGCCCACCGACACACCCAGGCGGAGAUAUACCAUAUCCUGGACGGGGAGGGCGAGAUGAUCAUUGAGGGGAGGAAAUUCGUCGUCGGGAAGGGAAGCACGGUGUUUAUCCCCGGGGAUGCGGAGCAUGGGAUUGCUAAUGUUGGUGGGGGUGAUUUACGGUGGUUUUAUGUCUUUCCGACGGGGAGUUUUGGGGAUGUUGUAUAUUGGUUUUCAGAGGGGGGUGGUAUCGGCAAUGGAAAGAGGGAGAAGGGGAAGUUGUGA
Aspergillus affinis is the source of this 480-nucleotide messenger RNA. RefSeq lists its product as uncharacterized. NCBI's taxonomy places the organism in Eukaryota, Fungi, Ascomycota, Eurotiomycetes, Eurotiales, Aspergillaceae. The record is from RefSeq and is a predicted model, not a curated record. Bases 1 to 480 code for a protein of 159 amino acids. The transcript has a single exon.